AUGGUGGUUGGACGAUUAACACACUAUGCUUUCGACGCUGUCCUUAUUUCUGCUUUCUUGGCAGGUAUGAGGCGAUCGACCGGUUUGACACCCAGUUUCAAGCCAGAGAAAGUCGCCGGUGACAAUAAAGAAGUCUCAAGGUGGAUUGACAAGUAUCUCGGUGUUGGCGAAUGGGUGUUGGAUCAAUCCGUUGCUAUCGCAGGCUCAAGCGGGUUCUUUGAACGGAGGCGAUGA
This is a messenger RNA of Ustilaginoidea virens, 234 nucleotides long. RefSeq lists its product as uncharacterized. The coding region runs from base 1 to 234 and encodes 77 amino acids. The transcript has 4 exons. The record is from RefSeq and is a predicted model, not a curated record. Gene Ontology annotation, cellular component: cytoplasm. NCBI's taxonomy places the organism in Eukaryota, Fungi, Ascomycota, Sordariomycetes, Hypocreales, Clavicipitaceae.